Tinamus guttatus (white-throated tinamou) is the source of this 336-nucleotide messenger RNA. Lineage: Eukaryota; Metazoa; Chordata; Aves; Tinamiformes; Tinamidae. The record is from RefSeq and is a predicted model, not a curated record.
GAGGAGGAAAAAUGUCUUCUGAAUCUUUUUGUCUGGCUGCUCAAACUAGGUUCGACUCCAAAUGGUUGAAGACGGACUUACAGCUUGCUUUUACACGAGAUGGACUCUGUGGAUUGUGGAAUGAAAUGGUAAAAGAUGGGGAGAUUGUAUAUCCUGGAACAGAAUUAACACAAAGUGGUGAACUACCUCCAAGAAAAGAUGAUAGCACUGAAUGCCAAGCUGCUUCCAAGAAAGAAGAGCAGAACGACAAAGACAAGAAAGAAGAAGAAGAGACUCCGCUGCCCACUUACCGAGCCAAAUCGAUUGUUGAGAGUUGGGUAUGGGGCAAGCAACCAG